UCCGCUGAUGGCGCCCCGAAUCCGGCCCUAGCCUUCUUUUCCAAGGAAAACUUUCCUGCCGUUCCCCUCUCCCCGCAGAGGAGAGGAUUAAAAGUUCCAAGAACUGGUGCCGCCCGUGCCUCGCGGGCGCUGGGACGCGUUUGCCGGCGGGGCCCCAGUCGCACCAUGUGCACCAACAUAGUUUACGAGUGGCUGAAAGCGCUGCAGCUCCCGCAGUACGCGGAGUCCUUCGUGGACAACGGCUACGAUGACCUGGAGGUGUGCAAGCAGAUCGGGGACCCGGACCUGGACGCCAUCGGGGUGCUGGCGCCCGCGCACCGCCGCCGCAUCCUGGAGGCCGUGCGCCGGCUGCGGGAGCAGGACGCCGCCGCCGCCGGCCUCUACUUCACGCUGGAGCCGCAGCCCGCGCCGCCCGCGCCGCCCGCCGCGGCCCUCCCCACCGGCCGCCGGGGGGAGCCGUGCGGCGGCCCGGCCCAGGGCACCCGCGGGGACCCCCGCGGCCACACGGCCGUCCCCCGCGGCAGGGAGCUGGUGAGCUACCCCAAGCUGAAGCUGAAGAUCAUGAUCAGGGACAAGCUGGUCCGCGACAGCAUCCACCUGAGCAAGCCCCCGUACUCCCGCAAGGUCCCCAUGGCUGGCAUCCUAGAGUACUUAAUGAAUUGGCCGAAGUCAUCACAGAACCGCUAGAUACCAUUUUUGAAACUCGUGGAGGACUGAUGAGGUGGUGCCUGACGACUGGAAAAGGGCAUAUUUAGAACCUUCUUUCAAAAAGGGAAAAGGAUGGUGACCCUGGAAACAUUCAUCAGCUUAACUUUUGCUUGGAAAAUUCUGGAAUAAUCAGUACACUGGGUAACUAACUUACAAUAGCUAGAAAUGAGACCCUGAAAUAUCACACGUGAAGAAGUACCGAGCUCAUUUUUAAAGGACACGUCAUUGUGAGAUACAGUCUUAUGCAUAUUGUAGGAUUCUUCCCUCUAUUCUCUGAGUUCUUGAUGAAAAUAAAUGAGGUAGGCUAA
This is a messenger RNA of Molossus molossus (Pallas's mastiff bat), 1016 nucleotides long. RefSeq names its product sterile alpha motif domain containing 5 (gene SAMD5). Lineage: Eukaryota; Metazoa; Chordata; Mammalia; Chiroptera; Molossidae. The transcript has 2 exons. The record is from RefSeq and is a predicted model, not a curated record. Gene Ontology annotation, molecular function: protein binding. The coding region runs from base 166 to 687 and encodes 173 amino acids.